Molecule: messenger RNA, 726 nt
Organism: Effrenium voratum
Lineage: Eukaryota; Dinophyceae; Suessiales; Symbiodiniaceae
Source: the annotation of a GenBank genome assembly
CACAUCUUUUGAUACAAGUGCGUACCAGCUAGACCAGAUGACAGAGUUUGGACGAUUGGUCCUUCUCAUUGGCGAUUACCACACGCCCCAGAGGAAAGCAGAUGUACCGUCAUGCUUCAAGGAGUUGUUGAACACAGACAAGAUCGGGAUGGUGCUUUGCACUGGGAAUGUUGGUUCUCAAUCCGUGGCAGAGCAGUUGCGAACCAUUGCCGGCGAGGAUUGUCACAUUGUCUGCGGCGAUGCGGAUCAUGACUUUAGCUUUCCUGAGUCUUGCGUGACCAACGUGGGGGACUUCAAAGUUGGCGUGGUCCAUGGACAUCAGAUUGUGCCCUGGGGUGAUGCCAACUCCUUGGUGAAGUUUGCGGGCCGCCUGGGGGUGGACAUCCUGGUGACUGGGCACACUCACAGAAGCAGCAUCGUCGAGCUUGGCGGCAAGUUUCUCAUUAAUCCUGGCUCCGUUACUGGUGCUUGUAACGCCGUUGGAGAGUUUGACGUCACGCCAUCAUUUAUGCUUAUGGCAGUGCAGGAGAAAUCAGUGGUCCUCUACACGUAUGAGCUCAAAGAGGGUCAAACUGAGCCAGAGGUGAAGAUGAAUGAACUCAAGCGGUGAGAACCAUGUCUCGUCUUCGCAAUUGCUUUGGACGAGCGCUGUCGAUAAUCCGGCCAGAGCUGCUCUGACAAAAGCAGUGCUGAAGCUUGAGCUAGGCUGAAUCAGGGAGCGGGCGC